Molecule: messenger RNA, 1344 nt
Organism: Cladophialophora immunda
Lineage: Eukaryota; Fungi; Ascomycota; Eurotiomycetes; Chaetothyriales; Herpotrichiellaceae
Exons: 3
Coding region: 1-1344 (447 amino acids)
Cellular component (GO): mitochondrion
Molecular function (GO): acyl-CoA dehydrogenase activity; flavin adenine dinucleotide binding
Source: RefSeq, a predicted model, not a curated record
AUGGCUGCCAUACCGAGAACAUUGCGGCCCCUCGCAAAAGCUGCUACAUACGUUGCACCUCUUUCACCCGCAACCAGGUCACUUCCUCGAAGGAAUUUUCUACCAAAGCGAACAUUGACUACUACCUCAAGACGGCGCUAUGCUGAACCUUACAUGCCCGAUGACAUCGACACGACGUCCCUGUCUCCGACACCCAUCACGCACUUCUCGGAGACCGAGAGAAUGCUUUCAGAUUCUGUCUCUCGCUGGGCGAACGAAGAGCUCGCACCAAAGGUGAGAGACAUGGACGAGAAGGAACAGAUGGACCCAGCCGUCGUGGAGCAGAUGUUCGAGCAAGGGCUCAUGGCCUUCGAGAUCCCAGAAGAGUAUGGGGGCGCUGGGAUGAACUUCACGUCUGCAAUUGUGGGAAUUGAAGAGAUUGCCCGGGUGGACCCGUCAGUUUCGGUGUUGUGCGAUGUACACAACACCUUGGUGGUGACUGCCAUCCUCAAAUAUGGCAGUGAGGCAUUCAAGAAGGAGUGGCUUCCGAAGCUGGCCACGAACACUGUAGGCUCGUUCUGCCUGUCUGAGCCCGCAUCAGGCUCCGACGCCUUUGCGUUGAAGACCAAAGCAGAGAAGACACCAAAUGGCUACAAGAUCAACGGCUCCAAGAUGUGGAUUACGAAUUCAAUGGAAGCUGAAUUCUUCCUGGUUUUCGCCAAUCUUAACCCCGAAGCCGGUUACAAGGGCAUUACGGCAUUCGUUGUGACCAAGGACAUGAAAGGCUUCAGCAUCGCCAAGAAGGAGAAGAAGCUCGGGAUCCGGGCUUCCAGCACCUGCGUUAUCAACUUUGACGACGUCGAAAUCCCCAAGGAGAACCUCCUCGGCCAGGAAGGUCACGGCUACAAGUAUGCAAUCGGUCUUCUGAACGAAGGGCGGAUUGGUAUCGGCGCUCAGAUGACGGGAUUGGCUCUCGGCGCGUGGGAAAAUGCGGCCAAAUACGUGUGGAACGAUCGGAAGCAGUUCGGCAAGCUGGUCGGUGAGUUCCAGGGCAUGCAACAUCAACUUGCCCAAGCCUACACGGAGAUCUGUGCAGCCCGCGCCCUGGUCUACAAUGCCGCUCGGAAGAAGGAGGCGGGCGAGGAUUUUGUCACCGAUGCCGCCAUGGCCAAGUUGUAUGCCAGUCAAGUUGCAGGGAGAGUCAGCGGACUGGCGGUUGAAUGGAUGGGAGGUAUGGGUUUCGUGCGCGAGGGCAUCGCGGAGAAGAUGUUCAGGGAUAGUAAGAUUGGGGCGAUCUACGAGGGAACGAGCAACAUCCAGCUCACCACGAUAGCGAAGGCGCUGCAAAAGAAGUACACAUCAUAA